AUGUCACCCAUACUGAAAUCCUUCUGGAGCUUCAAGAAUGGCAUAAUCCUUCUCAUUACACCUUUGAUACUGCUUCCUCUGCCACUUCAUGUUGGCACAACGGAGGCCAGCUGUGCAUAUGUGAUAUUGCUGAUGGCAGUGUACUGGUGUACAGAGGCUCUACCUUUGGCUGUAACAUCUCUGCUGCCGGCUCUUUUAUUUCCUCUUUUCGGCAUCAUGAAGUCCAAACAGGUGUGCAUUCAGUACCUGAAAGACACUAAUAUGUUGUUUGUAAGUGGGCUGAUGGUGGCAGUGGCUGUAGAGCAUUGGAACCUGCACAAGCGCAUUGCUCUCCGAGUACUGCUACUUGUAGGAGUGCGCCCGGCACUUCUAAUGUUAGGUUUCAUGGGUGUGACAUCAUUCCUGUCCAUGUGGAUCAGUAACACGGCCACCACGGCUAUGAUGGUUCCUAUAGUGCAGGCUGUGCUGGAGCAGCUGAACAAUCAGGAAACAGAACCAGUACCUAUCAGAUGUAAUGAUGAGGACAGCCAGGCUGCAGAGACACAACAUGACCCGGCCAAACCCAAAGAUGGAGAAGCAGUGGUAAGUGGUUUGGAAGUCUCAGCAGAGACUGCCAUGCUACAGGAGUCUGCAGAAAAACAGCAGAUAUGUAAAGGUAUGACGCUGUGUGUAUGUUAUGCUGCCAGCAUUGGAGGAACUGCCACCCUCACGGGGACGGGACCAAACCUGGUGCUUAAGGGACAAAUGAACCAAUUAUUUCCUCAGAAUGGUGACAUCAUCAAUUUUGCCUCCUGGUUUGGCUUUGCCUUUCCAAACAUGAUUCUUAUGCUGGCUUUAGCCUGGCUGUGGCUGCAGUUUCUUUUUAUGGGGCUUAACUUCAAAAAAACUUGGGGUUGCAGGUCAGUGAAGACAGAGAAGGAGAUUGCUGCCUAUAACGUCAUUCGAGAGCAGCACCGGCUGUUGGGGCCCAUGUCAUAUGGAGAAUUCAGUGUUUUGGCACUCUUCGUUCUACUUGUGGUUCUGUGGUUCACCAGGGAUCCCGGAUUUGUGGCAGGCUGGGCCACACACACGUUCAACUCAAAAGCAGAGUGAGGGUAUGUGACAGAUGCCACUGUAGCAGUGUUUAUUGCUGUUCUUCUUUUCAUUUUGCCAUCAACACCACCAGUGCUGUUCUGUAGGCCACCUACUCACCCCAGCCCAGGUAAGAUAAAUCUAAACCUCUCUUUGCUCACGUGGAAGGUAGCUCAGAGGAAGUUGCCCUGGAGCAUAGUGCUUCUUCUUGGAGGAGGGUUUGCCCUGGCUAAAGGAAGUGAGGAGUCAGGCUUGUCCAGGUGGAUGGGUAACCAGUUAACUCCCCUGCACAGUAUUCCACCCUGGGCCAUUGCUAUUGUACUAUGUCUCCUCAUAUCCACUUUUACUGAGUGCACCAGCAACGUGGCCACAGCUACUCUCUUCCUUCCUGUCCUGGCAUCUAUGUCGCAGUCUAUUGGAAUGAACCCCUUGUAUAUCAUGGUGCCCUGCACACUGAGUGCCUCUUUUGCUUUCAUGUUACCCGUGGCAACGCCCCCCAAUGCUAUCGUAUUCUCCUAUGGUUACCUCAAGGUGUCGGACAUGGCAAAGGCUGGAAUAACGAUGAACAUAAUAGGAAUCAUUUGCAUCACGCUGGCCAUCAACACCUGGGGAAAGGCCAUGUUUCAUUUGGACUCCUUCCCUACAUGGGCCAACAGGACUGGCUUGUAA
This is a messenger RNA of Trichomycterus rosablanca, 1740 nucleotides long. RefSeq names its product solute carrier family 13 member 5b (gene slc13a5b). Gene Ontology annotation, biological process: transmembrane transport; citrate transport. The record is from RefSeq and is a predicted model, not a curated record. Lineage: Eukaryota; Metazoa; Chordata; Actinopteri; Siluriformes; Trichomycteridae. Gene Ontology annotation, cellular component: membrane. The transcript is spliced from 12 exons. Gene Ontology annotation, molecular function: succinate transmembrane transporter activity; sodium:dicarboxylate symporter activity; citrate transmembrane transporter activity.